CAGUAUCAUUGACUGGCCGAGGCGAGCAGGAAGUGAAAUGAAGACUAGAACCAGCGUGGAGAUUAUUACACAAUAAUAUGGCGGCGAAAAUGAGUAAGUUUGGUGGACGUUCUUCUGGGAAUGGUCACACUGAAAUGAAUCAAAAUACAGCAGCAAAGAAGGCAGAAAAAGUUGUAAUAUUGGAUGCUGGAGCACAAUACGGCAAGGUGAUUGAUAGACGAGUGAGAGAACUUCAAGUUGACACAGACUUCUUGCCUCUUGAAACUCCAGCAAGUGUUAUACAAAAAAAUAAAUACAAAGCAAUAAUUAUCUCAGGUGGACCAGGCAGUGUAAAUGAUGUAAAUCCUGUGUGGUGUGACCCACAUAUAUUCAAAUUGGGACUUCCUAUUCUUGGUAUCUGCUAUGGUCAUCAGUUGAUGAACAAAAUAUUUUGUGGUGAAGUUGAAAAGAAAAGCUCUCGAGAAGAUGGACAAUUUGAAAUAUCUAUUGAUAGUUCAUCUGUCUUAUUUCGGGGGUUAUCUUCAAAGCAAGAAGUUCUUCUUACACACGGGGAUACUGUUACUGAAGUUGCACCUGGUUUUAGAGUGACAGGGAAAUCUGGCAAUCUUAUCGCAGCUAUUGAUGAUGAACCAAAGAAAUUAUACGGUGUACAGUUCCAUCCUGAAGUAGACCUAACAAAAUGUGGUAUUCAAAUCUUUAAAAAUUUUCUCUUUGAAGUUGCAGGGUGUACAGGAAACUUCACUAUGCAAUGUAGAAUUCAAUCAUGCAUUGAUGAAAUAAAGAAAAGGUGUGGUUCCAGUAAGAUAUUGUCUUUAGUGAGUGGAGGAGUGGACUCUACAGUUUGUACAGCCUUGUUAAGUAAGGCGCUUGGAGGAAGCUCUGUCUAUGCUGUUCACAUUGAUAAUGGUUUCAUGCGAAAGGAUGAAAGUAAACAAGUUGUUGAGUCUUUAGCUAAAAUUGGAUUAAAAUUGACAGUUAUUAAUGCGAGCCAUACAUUCUACAAUUCAAAAACUCAACUUAGCUCAAAUGAAAUGGAUAAUCCUGUUAAGAAAUGGUAUUCCAGAACUCUAAACAAUACUUGUGAACCUGAAGAAAAACGGAAAAUUAUUGGGGAUACUUUUAUUCAGGUUGCCAAUGAAGCAAUCAAAGACCUGAAACUUGAUCCUAAAACAACCAUGCUUGCUCAAGGAACAUUGCGGCCAGACUUGAUAGAAAGUGGUUCAAUAAUUGCAAGCAGUAAAGCAGAUGCAAUAAAAACACAUCACAAUGAUACUGAACUAGUUCGGACACUUCGAGAAGAGGGUAAAGUCAUUGAACCUCUGCGGGAUUUCCACAAAGAUGAAGUGCGAGAACUUGGGGUACAACUUGGUUUACCUAGGGAUAUUGUUAGUAGACAUCCAUUCCCAGGCCCAGGCCUAGCAAUUCGUGUCAUCUGUGGUGAAGCACCGUACAACAAAGAUGAUUAUGCUGAUACAAAAGUGAUUCUUACAACAAUUGUUAAUUAUUCCCAGUCCUUAUCUAAGCCACAUACUUCACUAAUUGGAAUACGAAAUGCAACUUCAGUUGAAGAGCAACAGUUUAUGAAGGAAUUCAGUGAAAAAAAUAAUGUUGCUACAACCCUGUUGCCUAUCAAAACUGUGGGUGUCCAGGGUGACUGUCGAACCUACAGUUAUGUGGUUGCUUUAUCCAGUGAUGAGAAAGUGAAUUAUGAAGAUUUGAUGAAGUUGGCUAAACUUAUUCCCAGGAUCUGCCAUAAUGUUAACAGAGUUGUCUAUGCUUUUGGUGGUCGUAUAAAACAUCCAAUUACCGACAUAACAUUGACAUAUCUUUCAACUGGUGUUUUGGAAAUUAUUAAGGAAGCCGACUACCUGGCACGCAAGAUUUUGAGAGAGUCUGGCCAAAUGAAAUCCCUCAGUCAAAUGCCUGUAGUUCUUAUUCCAGUUCACUUUGACCGUGAUCCAAUAAAUCGAGUACCACCAUGUCAGCGAUCAGUUGUCAUUAGAACUUUUAUAACUAAUGACUUUAUGACUGGGGUUGCAGCAACUAUAGGGAAAGAUAUUCCAGAAAACGUUAUUCUUGAAAUGGUGAAAGAAAUUCAAAAAAUUUCCGGAAUAUCCCGGGUUCUCUACGAUCUUACAUCCAAACCUCCAGGCACAACUGAAUGGGAAUAAGAAAUUUAGUUCACACAAUAUAUUAUAUAGAAUAUUCUAGUAGAUUUAUUUCAAAUUUUUGCCUGCCAAAGGAAUUCUUGUCUCGUUUUCUGUUUUCUAUUUUUUCCUAGCAGAGAUCAGGCAUUCAAUUUUUUUUUGUACAUGAUAUUAUAAUAUAUAGCCUCAUUACAGAUAAGUCAGGGUGUUUAGCUCAAAUUUCUUUAUGCUAUUAUCUGCUAAAAAUAAUACUUGACAUGUACAAAAACCUUUUGUAUUAUUUUUUUAAGUUUACAUUGUAGUUAAUGUCAUG
Messenger RNA from Dendronephthya gigantea, 2460 nucleotides. Its product is annotated as GMP synthase [glutamine-hydrolyzing]-like. The transcript has 18 exons. The record is from RefSeq and is a predicted model, not a curated record. Gene Ontology annotation, cellular component: cytosol. Gene Ontology annotation, molecular function: ATP binding; GMP synthase activity; GMP synthase (glutamine-hydrolyzing) activity. Gene Ontology annotation, biological process: GMP biosynthetic process. The coding region runs from base 78 to 2171 and encodes 697 amino acids. NCBI's taxonomy places the organism in Eukaryota, Metazoa, Cnidaria, Anthozoa, Malacalcyonacea, Nephtheidae.